CCUUGAACAAGAGUACUCGUCGGACACAGCCUCACGUCCAUGGGAUCUAGACUUUCACUCUUUCAGAUUUUGCAAAAUGGAAAUAAUAUUAGCAGUGCCUUUUAAAAGAGGAAUUUGAUCGAGAUAAAGAAGUCUUAAAUAAAAUUAACUGAAAAUAAAAACACUGAAUUUGGAAAACAUACAGCCAUUAACACAUUGUAGAGAAGAAAUAAAAAGGGACAGAAGGAGUACUUUUUAAAAAACGACUGAAGACUGCUGUAACUAAAGGUCGGAUGUAAACAGGAUUCUUACUAACCAGAUCAAUGGCCGUUUAACAACCGCAUACUCUAUUGCUAAGAAACGUUCGGAAAUAGCUUGCUAGUUCCAGCUAAAAUUGAGGGGGAAACCUGUCGGAUUUGUAUCAAUAGUGACUGCAUAUCAGAAUUUUGAAAAAGAAUGUUGGCGCAUUAUCUGCGAGGACAUUCUACAGAAUGACACAGAGUGCUGGCGAAGUGUAGAGGACAUUGUACUUGGCCAGCCAACGCCGAGAGCAGAGUGUCGACGUGCAAGCGAGCGCCGUCAAAUUAAUGUACGCCGCAUAAGCCAUUGUUUUUCCCCCUACUUCGCAUAUUGUUGGAGGAUUAAAAAUACGUUUUUGAUGAUUCGAGACCUGAGCAAGAUGUAUCCACAGGCACGGCAUCCGGCACCGCACCAACCCGCCCAGCCCUUUAAAUUCACCAUAUCCGAGUCCUGCGACCGCAUCAAAGAGGAGUUCCAGUUCCUGCAGGCUCAGUACCACAGCCUGAAGCUGGAAUGUGAGAAGCUGGCCAGUGAGAAGACGGAGAUGCAGCGGCACUACGUGAUGUACUACGAGAUGUCAUACGGACUCAACAUAGAAAUGCACAAACAGGCGGAGAUUGUGAAGAGACUCAAUGCCAUCUGUGCCCAGGUGAUUCCGUUCCUGUCCCAGGAGCAGCAUCAGCAGCAGGUCGUCCAGGCUGUGGAGAGGGCAAAGCAGGUGACCAUGGCUGAACUCAACGCUAUCAUCGGGCAGCAGCAGCUCCAGGCUCAGCACCUGUCUCACGGUCACGCCCUGCCGGUGCCCCUGACCCCCCACCCUGCCGGCCUGCAGCCAUCCACCCUCACUCCAGUAGGGGGCAGCGCAGGCCUCCUGGCCCUCUCCAGUGCCCUCGGAGGACACCCCCAGCUGCCAAUCAAAGAUGAGAAGAAACACCAUGACAACGAACACCAAAGAGACAGAGACUCAGUAAAGAGCUCGUCUGUGUCCCCAUCAGCCAGCUUCAGGACAGCAGAGAAGCACAGGAACUCCACUGACUACUCCUCUGAGAGCAAGAAACAGAAGACUGAUGAGAAGGACCUGGCAACCCGCUAUGACAGUGAUGGGGAAAAGAGUGAUGACAACCUGGUGGUGGAUGUUUCCAAUGAGGACCCUGCUUCGCCCAGGGGAAGCCCCGCCCACUCCCCUCGGGAGAACGGAUUGGAUAAGAACCGGUUGCUGAAGAAGGACCCGCCCCUCAGCCCCGCCUCCAUCGCCUCCUCCAGCAGCACGCCCUCUUCAAAAUCCAAAGAGCUCAACCUGAACGAGAAGUCGACCACUCCGGUGUCUAAGUCAAGCACUCCCACGCCCCGCUCCGACGCUCCCACCCCUGGCAGCAACUCCACCCCCAGCCUUAGGGGAGUUCCUGGUAAACCACCCGGAGUGGAGCCACUGGUUCCUGGGCUCCGUACCCCGAUGGCUGUACCCUGCCCGUACCCCACGCCCUUUGGCAUCGUGCCCCACGCUGGCAUGAACGGGGACCUCACCAGCCCGGGUGCCGCCUACGCCGGUCUCCACAGCAUCUCCCCUCAGAUGAGUGCUGCUGCUGCGGCCGCCGCCGCCGCCGCUGCCUACGGACGCUCUCAGGUGGUGGGGUUUGAUCCACACCACCACAUGCGUGUUCCAGGGAUCCCGCCAAACCUGUCAGGGAUACCAGGCGGAAAACCUGCGUACUCCUUCCACGUGAGCGCAGACGGACAGAUGCAGCCCGUCCCCUUCCCUCCGGACGCUCUGAUUGGUCCAGGGAUCCCGCGCCACGCCCGCCAGAUCAACACGCUGAGUCACGGAGAGGUGGUGUGUGCCGUCACCAUCAGCAACCCCACCCGCCAUGUCUACACCGGGGGCAAGGGCUGCGUCAAGGUGUGGGACAUCAGUCACCCCGGCAACAAGAGUCCCGUCUCCCAGCUGGACUGCCUGAACAGAGAUAACUACAUCCGGUCCUGCCGCCUGCUGCCCGAUGGCCGCACCCUCAUCGUGGGCGGGGAGGCCAGCACGCUGUCCAUCUGGGACCUGGCUGCUCCCACCCCCCGCAUCAAGGCGGAGCUGACCUCCUCCGCCCCUGCCUGCUACGCCCUCGCCAUCAGCCCCGACUCCAAGGUGUGCUUCUCCUGCUGCAGUGAUGGAAACAUCGCUGUGUGGGACCUGCACAACCAGACCCUCGUCAGGCAGUUCCAGGGGCACACGGACGGGGCCAGCUGUAUUGAUAUUUCCAAUGACGGCACCAAGCUGUGGACAGGAGGCCUGGACAACACCGUCAGGUCCUGGGACCUGAGGGAGGGCCGGCAGCUCCAGCAGCACGACUUCACCUCACAGAUCUUCUCUCUGGGCUACUGUCCCACUGGAGAGUGGCUGGCGGUUGGCAUGGAGAACAGCAAUGUGGAGGUGCUGCAUGUCACCAAACCGGACAAAUACCAGCUGCAUCUUCACGAGAGCUGUGUGCUGUCGCUCAAGUUUGCCCACUGCGGUAAAUGGUUUGUGAGCACAGGGAAGGACAACCUGCUGAAUGCCUGGAGAACACCUUAUGGAGCCAGCAUAUUCCAGUCGAAGGAGUCGUCCUCCGUGCUGAGCUGUGACAUCUCCGUGGAUGAUAAGUACAUCGUCACCGGCUCUGGGGACAAGAAGGCCACUGUCUACGAAGUGAUUUAUUAGCCGGAAGCCACAGUGGCCGAGGGGACUCCAUGCUGAAGCACUUUGUGAUGUUUGUUCUGUAAGACUUGACUUUUUUCUGACGCACGGAUUUGUAAAAAGACACUGCGCUGCCCUCUCCGUGACCCUUGACCCCGUUUUCCCACCACACUGAGGAGGAGUGCUUAUCUGGGCCUAAUACCAAAUCUGCUGAGCAGAGUUUGACUGACCCGACGCAACCUGACCCGGCCAGACGGAACCGACACUCAGACUUGUGUACAGCAGCUUUGCGCUAUUUAUUUGUAAAGGAGGAUAUUCUAACCAACGUUUGGGUGGAACGAGACCAGUGCUUCACGCGUCGGUGUGCAGGAAAGGUCUUCGGGGCUGUUUAUCUCCAGACUCAGGCAGGAAGCGCUGAUCCCUCUCAAAGCCUAAUAUUUAGACAGCACCGCCUGCUCGGGUUUCAGCCUGUUUCCUGGGAGAGCGGACAGGGAGGAGGCUUGCUGGAGCAGCGUGAGCGGGGAUCGAUUGAUCCGCCUGUGGAGGGGAAACGGGGAUCGAUUGGCCUCCCCGCGGAGAGGAAGACAGACAGACAGGAUUACCUGGUCCCUCUCUCCCCACCUCAUCAUCAGCAGAGAGCUGCAGGUGGUCUGCGCUGGACGUCCUUUGAAAAUCUUUCCAAAAGACACAGUAUUCCUCCCCAGGCGUAUGUAAAUAACAUCCUUUUUUUCUGGAACAGUCUGUGCAUUGAAAGCCAGUGUGUGAAUCUGCUCAUGUCCAGUGCCUUCUGCUGCUGUAGAUGAAGUUGUUCAUAUGGGUAACACUGUGUUAUUGUGCCGGUGUAGGUGUUCUGUCCGUUUGAUGGUAGAUUCUAGAGUGUGCUGGCCGGCUUACACUCACACACCUGUACACCUGGAGCAGAGGGACAGUCUGGGGUCAGUGGGCAGGGCCUGUUGCCAUAGUGCUUUGGUACGUAGGGUCAUCUUGUUUUGAGUAACGUCACUUGUGUGUCAGUAAUGACGCUUGUGGCAUAUGGAUAUCUGAACAUACUGCUAAUGGAGACUGAACACAUUGCUAACUGAUACUGAACACACUUCUAACAGAGACAGAAUACACCGCUCAAGGUCACUGAACAAAUUGCUAACUGAUACUGAACAUGCUGCUUACAGCUACUGAACACACCAUACACAGAUACUGAACACACCAGAAACAGGUACUGAACACACACUGUUAAUGGAUACUGAGCAGACACUGCUAACAUAGACUAAACACAUUGCUAACUGCUACUGAACACACUAGUAAUAGAGGCUGAACACACUGACAUCACCUCAGCGCCACACCCAUGCACUGGUACAGGGUGCUACAGUGCACUAAAUACCAACAGACCGGUCCAGUAGAGUAUGCUAAUGAACGUUACAAACCAACAGACCAAACAAUGGUGUGGUCAGUUAGCCUGAGCUACAGAGCUCUACAAACCAAUGAUGUGGUCCAGUAACGUACGCUACCAACAGUCCGGUCCAUUGGUCGAGUGCUAUUCACGCAGGCUCUCUCUGCUGGCUCCAGCUCUGUCUCUGACUCAGUGUUUAUGUGGUAAUGGAAACGGUCACUCUGGGACUUUGAAGGACUUUUGUACUAAAACAUGUAUAUAGUUCUAACGAAAACCUCAGCCUCCUUUUGCUUCUUCUGGGACAGCAUAUAUAAAUGUAUAUGUGCACGUGUGUGUGUGUGUAUGUGCGUGUGUACUGAUACAC
This is a messenger RNA of Megalops cyprinoides (Indo-Pacific tarpon), 4692 nucleotides long. Its product is annotated as transducin-like enhancer protein 4. Lineage: Eukaryota; Metazoa; Chordata; Actinopteri; Elopiformes; Megalopidae. Gene Ontology annotation, cellular component: nucleus; transcription regulator complex. Gene Ontology annotation, molecular function: transcription corepressor activity; protein binding. Bases 638 to 2965 code for a protein of 775 amino acids. Gene Ontology annotation, biological process: regulation of DNA-templated transcription; negative regulation of canonical Wnt signaling pathway. The transcript has 21 exons. The record is from RefSeq and is a predicted model, not a curated record.